Molecule: messenger RNA, 2325 nt
Organism: Bactrocera tryoni
Lineage: Eukaryota; Metazoa; Arthropoda; Insecta; Diptera; Tephritidae
Exons: 3
Coding region: 1-2139 (712 amino acids)
Source: RefSeq, a predicted model, not a curated record
AUGAAGCCGACAGCACCGCAAGCUGCGAAGAUAACGCUAUUCGUAGCAUUGCUAUUUGCAAGUACGCCUAUAGAUGGCGCUAAGAAUGGAAAAUCGAAGGCUACAAAUACAACACUAACAACCACUAUAGCGAACGAUGAAAGCAAAGCAGUCUUGACGGACAAUCUCAGCAGUGACAGCACGAUCAACAACGCCACAAAAUUCAACGAAAAGGCAAGCUAUCCGAAGAAAGUGCACUCGCUGAAAAAGCGCCCCACGAAAACACCGACAAGCUAUGUCACCGCCUCGGCAAUGCAGAAUUCGAAAAACAAACGCAAGAAAGUGACCGAUGUAACGGCCGCUUUCAAGGAUUUGCCAGCAGACGACCUCGAAUUCAUUAAGGAGCUGGACAAGCAGUUCCAAUUGCAUGGUGAAAAGAUCAAAAUUAAAGUGGAACACGAUAACAGCACUGAGUCGGGGAAACAGAACAGCAAGCGCACCAUCGACGGCGAGUUGGGCUAUGGCGCAUACCCAGCACACAAUGGCUACCAGUACGAACGCCCCAAAUUCACGUUCUAUCCCUACUCUCAGCAGAAUAUACCAGCUGACGCGCCUGGCUACUAUCCACCUAAGACAGAUGUCAGCAUCGAACCCUCCUACUCCUACGAGUUACAACCGCAAAGCUAUGUGCAAGAGCAGAAACAUGGCGCACAGCAGCCAUCAGAAGUGCUUGAUGUGCCAAAGCAUGGCGCGCAUGGUGCGCAUGGCGGCUAUGAGGAGCCGGUAAUUGUUCUGCGUAUACCCGGACCAACGAAGUAUGCCUCACACUUGCAAACGCUGCUGCAGCAGUAUUUGGAGAUACGCGCCGCGCAAUAUCUACGCAUCUUAGAAGAGAAUGAGCUGCACAAGCAGCAGCAGCAACAUGCGCAGCAACAUUCGGCACAGCAGCACCAGCAAGAACAUUUAUUGCAACAAGAACAUAUACUGCAGCAACAACAACAGCAGCAACAGCACGAGCAACAGGCGCACUUUUAUGAACAACAAGCGCAACUACAGCAUGGCGGCGCACCAGCGCACGCCUACGCCGAACCCACACUCGAACUGCAACCACCGGCGCAUGAACAGCAUGCCGCACAGCAUGCACCAGCUGUCAAUGAGGAACACGGUUAUUCGCCGGAAGUGACGUACGCGCAUCAGCUAGCGCCCACGCCACAAGCGGUCGCCUACCCGGAAAUCGACGAAAUCUAUCAAGGCUACAAGGGUAAACUACACGCACCGCAGGCAACGCUGCAGCAACAACAACAACACCAUGAGCAACAACAGCAACAGCAAGUGGAGUACGCACCGCAGCAGCACGAAGAAGCGCCAGAGCCACAACAACAGCUGCAACAUGGCCAACAAUAUUACGUGCAAACCGCGCCGCCAUCCGCCAUUCAGCAAUUUUAUUACACGCCGAGCACGCAUGGCACUCAUCACUACCAGAAUGUGUACUUCAUGGCAAUCGCACCACAAAGCGGCUAUGCGACGACGCAUGCCGCGCACGCUGCUGCGCUACAACACCAGCCCAUCUAUGUGCAGGAGGAAGAGCAAGAAUUGCAACAGCAACACCACCAACACGAAGAAGCGCCACAUGAGCUAGCUGCCGCAGCGCAUGUUGAGAAUAAUCCACGUCAAACGCACACAAAAGUGAUUUACACGCAAAACAGCGAGAAAGGCGCCGCCGACUACACCGGCAGUUAUGCGUUGCCGUCAUUGCGUCCAUACGAGCGUCACGCAGCCGCUUACCACCACCAGCAGCAAUUGCAAGAACAACUGUUGCAUGAACACCAACAACAGCAGCAGCAUGAGCAAUUGGAGCAGCCGCAACAAUUCGACUAUGACGCACCACUGACGCAUGCGGCCUCAGAGCAUGAGCAUGAGCAACAGCGUUCGGCCGCAAUCAAACCGCAGCCGUUCAACUAUCAUGCGCAUGGCGCCAAGGCGUUGCGGCGCGUCAAUCGUAAGCGUGGCGCGCCUGCGCUGAAAACGACCACCGCUGCCACAACCGAUGUGCAGGAGGAUGAGCAUUUGCAGAAAAUACGCAAAUACGUGCGCGAAAAUUUGGGCGCUCAGAUGAGUACGGCGGUGGAGUUUAAGACAACGGCGUUGGUGAAGAGUUAAGUGGCGCUUUCUAAGACGCAUGCGCCUUGAACUAUGCUUAGCAAACACAAGUGAACAAGUGAAACACCUGCAAUGAUAAACUGACCCUUGCGCCUUGAACUAUGCUUAGCAAACGCAAGUGAACAAGUGAAACACUUGCAAUAAUAAACUGUUUGUUAAACAUUUUCGUUUUAUUUUUCAAGCGUA